CACCGCAGAAAUUUCUUAUUGCUUAUAAUAUUCGUUUGGUUUCUCCAUUAUCACUAUCUGGGGUGUUGAAGACCCCACCGUCAAUUGAGUUCGUGGGUCGAAUCUCCUGGCCGUUUCGUGCUUGUCAAGCAGGACAAGACCCUACCUAACCCGAUUAAUUUAAUUAUCCUGUCGGUUGCGCUUUGCAUUUAGGCCCGACCCAACAUCCAGCAUUGAACCGGGACGACUGCUGGCUUUUGUUAGGUAGUCCGGAGAGUGAGAGAGAAGAAAUUGCUCCGCCUCAACGCAGCCCAGAAACCAAGCCCACUGUGGUUUGUGCCUGUCACUCCGUCCCGCCAGCAAGGGAAAAAAAACCCGCCGCCAGCCAUUGACUGACGAGACUCUUCACAAUGUCCGGUGCCCAUGCUUUGUAUCCGGACACUACGCCAUCCCAGGGGAAAACAUGGCAAGCGAGACUGGAGGAUCACUGCAAGGAGAGCGGUGUCCCUGGCCCGAAUUUCGUGAUUGUCUCCGAUCGUCGAGGAGGUCGCACGGCCUGGUCCAGCUCGGUCACCGUCAAAGGCAUGUUAUUCAAAGCUCGGUUUUGGUACGAUGGCAAGAACCUCGACAAUGCCCGGGAAGACGCCGCCGAAUUGGCCGUGAACUACUUCCAGGGGGGGAAUCAAAAUUCCAGGCCGGGAGGGUACCCUCGGGGGCCCGGUCGUUAGAAGAGGGCUUCCUGUCGUGCGUACGGGCAUACUGGAAAUAGGCGUAUCUCGGGACGGCUUUGGGUUUCUGUGUUCAUUCUCUGUCGCUACGCCCUAUACGU
Molecule: messenger RNA, 808 nt
Organism: Aspergillus fijiensis CBS 313.89
Lineage: Eukaryota; Fungi; Ascomycota; Eurotiomycetes; Eurotiales; Aspergillaceae
Product: double-stranded RNA binding motif domain-containing protein
Exons: 3
Coding region: 390-707 (105 amino acids)
Source: RefSeq, a predicted model, not a curated record